GCAGACAGCGGCGUCGUCAGUCUCAGCUCCCCGGUCACAUGAUCAGUCAGCUGGUCUUCAGCACAUCCGCCUGACCCGCUACUGUUUACAAAUCAGCAGACAGUCCGACACAGCAGAAUGAGGAGUCCUGCAUGAUCUGAACAGAGUCAUUUUUUUCUUCUAAGUCUUGGCUGAGGAGGAUCACAAGGCUGUGACAGUCCGACUGGGUCGCGGUCAUGCAGCACCCCAAUUUCGAGACCCGCCACCCGCUCCAGACAGACGAGCAGCAGGAGACGGGCUUCGACCCGCUCUAUAAUUUCAACAAGAAUCGCAGCAGAGGAUCUCUUGACAGCAGCACUUACUCACAGUCUCAGUCAACCUUCCUCUCAUACAGGAAAGAAUGGGACGACUUGUUCCUCAACAGUAAUUACCUGGCCAGGAUCCGGCAGGCAGGCAUCAACGGUCGACUGCGGAGCAGCCGCUUUCGGAGCGUAUGUUGGAAGUUGUACCUGGAGGCUCUUCCAGAAGACAAGGAUCAGUGGAUCAACAAGACCCAGGAGCUCCGAGCCCAGUAUGAGAAGAUCAAAGAGACGCACAUCACUAACCCUCGCAAGGCUAAAGGCCAGCAGGACCUGGUGGUCAACAAUCCACUGUCCCAGGACGAAGGGAGCCUGUGGAACAAGUUCUUCCAAGAUAAAGAGCUGAAGGGGAUGAUCAAACAGGACGUGUUGAGAACGUUCCCUGAGAUUCGUUACUUCCAGGACGAAGAUGUGAGGACCAAGCUGACAGACAUUCUCUUCUGUUAUGCCAGAGAAAAUGAACAGUUACUAUAUAAACAGGGAAUGCACGAGUUGCUAGCUCCCAUAGUGUUUGUGCUGCACUGUGACCAUCAAGCCUUCCAGCAUGCCAGUGAGACGGCCAGCCCCAGUGAGGAGAUGAAGUGUCUGUUGAACCCAGUGUACCUUGAGCACGAUGCCUAUGCCAUGUUCUCACAGCUGAUGGAGACAGCAGAGCCGUGGUUCUCCAGCUUUGAGAGGGAAGUGAGGAAGGGUAAGGAAGAGAUGCUGACCAGCAUCCCGUUCGCUCGGCCCCAGGACUCAGGGCCAUCUGUUGCCAUAGUGACCAAAGUCAACCGCAUCCAGGACCAGCUGGUGAAGAAGAAUGACGUUGAACUGCACAUGCACCUCAACCGGCUGGAGAUCGCCCCGCAAAUCUAUGGCAUCCGAUGGGUACGCCUGCUGUUCGGCCGUGAGUUUCCGCUCCAGGACCUGCUGGUGGUGUGGGACGCCCUGUUUGGUGACAGCAUCACUCUGGACCUGGUGGACUACAUCUUUGUGGCCAUGCUGCUCUACAUCCGAGACGCUCUCAUUGCUAGUAACUUCCAGACCUGCCUGGGCCUGUUAAUGCAUUACCCUCCAUUAGGAGACAUCAACUCUCUGCUGCAAAAGGCUCUUUUCCUCCGAGAUCCCAAAAACAACCCACGACCUGUCAACUACCAGUUCCAGCAGAACCUGGAUUAUUACAAAACAAGGGGGGCUGACCUGAUGAACAAGACACGCUCUGGUUCCACUACAAAAAAUGCCCCCCUCAACAUCAACAAGGUCUCCAGCAGCCUGCUGAGCUUCGGCAGGAAGCUCAUUGCUCCGGCCAUAUCGGGCGGGUCCAGCGGCGUCUCGCCAAUCAACAGCGAGGUACACUCCUCCUCUUCCUCCUCCUCCUCGUCAACUUUGCACGCAUCGGCGCCUGCGCCUGCCCUGCCUCACCCACUGGCUGAGCCCCCAUCGGGCCAGGCCCCACCACAAACCCAGGGCCCCGCCCAGACUCAGCACUACCGCCUGCUCAAGUCGGAGAGCAUGCCUGUCCACCUCAGCAAAGAUGUAGUUUCAGGUGGAGUGUCUCAGGUCUCUCUCCCAGCCCAGACUCUCACUGACACACAAGGCCAAAGCUCCAGGACAGUCAGCUCCUCUCCCAGCAUAGAAAGCCUCUCUGGUGGGCGGGGUCAGUCCACCGCCUCCCCGCCUCUUCCCCCCUCCAGAGGGAGUGACGUCAGCACUUCAUCUCCGCCCCUGUCCGCCACCAAGAAAGAGUCUUUCUUCAACAUCACUCGCUCUCGCUCCCACAGCAAGUCCAUGGGCAAGAAAGAGAUGGAGGAGGACCUGGAAGCCCAGGUAUCAUUCCUCCAGGGCCAGAUCAACGACCUGGAGGCCAUGAGCAAAUACUGUGCCAAGAUGAUGAACAGCCACAUCUGUAAAAUCCAAGAAGUGAUUCUCCAGGAACACCUGGAGAAAGAGGAUGAGGUUCUGGUGUCACUGGCUGGACUCAAACAGAUCAAAGACAUCCUUAAGGGGUCGCUGCGCUUUAACCAAAGCCUGCUGGAGGCAGAGGAGAACGAGGAGAUCACCAUCGCUGACGAUCACUACACCUCCAAAGCAGCUGCUGAAACUGCUCUGAAUGCCAACAAUCACCUCAGUGACCACCCACAACAAGGAAACAGCAGGCGGAACCGGGACUCUGAUCUGGACGGGAGCGUGAGCACGGAUGAGAAAGAAGAAGAGGAGGAGCAGGCGAUGACCCCACCUGAGCAACAGGUGGCGUCUUCCCUCGGCUCCGAGGGUAAGAACUGGGACGACUACAUCCUUGUGUCCCAGGACGGAGACCUGCAGGCUGCCGAGGGGGGAGGAGGAAGUGGAGGAGGAGGAGGAGGAAGGGCUGCAGUCGAGCACACCCCUCCGAUCAGGCGAGGGCGCGGCUUGGUGCGAAUGGAGCCUGAGGGCGCGGCCGGGACCUUCCAUGACCCCCUGAUGGCAGGCAUCACCUCUGGCUCCUCCAGCCCAGACGAGGGCUCCACCCACAGCAAGGACUCUGACUUUACCAUCGUCAACCCGAACGACCUUUGAACGAGCAAAUCACCCCCUCCUUCUCUUCCUCUUAUACCUGUUUCAUAUCCCAUUCAGAGGAUGUGAUCCAAAAAAACUGACUUGGGAUCAGAGGGUGGAAUCUGUAGUUUUUGGUGGAGCACCACCGGAGCUACUGUCAGCUAAAAAAUUGCACAUGUGGACUGUGACGCUUCCAGUCACAAAUACCUUAUAGUCUGUCUCUUUACCUGUCAUCUGUGCCACUUCAGUCCUGUCUGAGCUGAUGCUAUAUGCUAUCUCAUCUACUUAAUGCCUCCUCAUUAUGUUGGGUCCUGUCACUCAUGAUAUUUAAUUGUAGUGCCCUGCUCUACACAGAGAGGGCACCAUUGAACUUCUUAACCUGUCACUACAUGAUUACUCUGAAGAGUUGGACCUUAAACUGCAAUUUCUUCACAGGGCAGGACUCUCUCCUCCUGAGCUUACUGUCAUGAUUGGGAGUGUGAUACUCUGUUUCUUCUGAAUGUGGAGAUCAGGCCAUACCUCUGCCUGUGUUAUGUCUGUAUGUUUAUGUCUUUACAGAGGAAUCUCUCUUCUCUGAAACUCAAAGGAAAGGAUGAUGCCCUCCCGUCAGUUGUCGGGGGCAGCUUUCUCCCCCUCCUGAACCAGUGCCUCUGACCAUUAUUCUUCUCUCAACCAAACAAAACCUGACUCUGUGAUCUUAUUCUUUUUGUUAGCUUUUUUUUUUUUAAGAAAAUAUUUUUAACCCUUAGACCUUUAAAAAAAAAAAAAUUAUUAAAUUAUGGAAUAAGUCUCUUUGUUUUCCUUUUGUUUUUAAAUUGAUUCCAAUGUGGACAUUUUAAUGUGGUAAUUGACAGUUUUCAUUUCUGACAUUACAACUGAGAAACCAUGUAAAGCAGCGCACACAAAGAAUGUCCUUCUAGCUGCCCUUUCAGAAUAAUUAACUCAAGACCAAUAAACAUCGCUCUUGCUACA
Siniperca chuatsi (mandarin fish) is the source of this 3827-nucleotide messenger RNA. RefSeq names its product TBC1 domain family, member 5 (gene tbc1d5). The record is from RefSeq and is a predicted model, not a curated record. Gene Ontology annotation, molecular function: GTPase activator activity. The transcript is spliced from 23 exons. Lineage: Eukaryota; Metazoa; Chordata; Actinopteri; Centrarchiformes; Sinipercidae. Bases 216 to 2876 code for a protein of 886 amino acids. Gene Ontology annotation, biological process: activation of GTPase activity.